This is a messenger RNA of Lactuca saligna, 831 nucleotides long. The record is from the annotation of a GenBank genome assembly. Lineage: Eukaryota; Viridiplantae; Streptophyta; Magnoliopsida; Asterales; Asteraceae.
AUGGCCAAUGAUUCAGAACACCUAAAGUUCAUAUCCGCAUUGCAGUCGUUCAAACGCCGUGUUGUUUAUGCAAAUGUCCAUUCAGACCCAGCCACUUACCCAAAGGAUAGCAAGGAGAAUGUUGAUGCAACUAAUUUAAAUGCUAGAGGCAUAUGUUUGGACAAUGAUUCUUAUAUUGCAAUCAACAACAUGUCUGUGGAUUCUGAGGGAUGUGAGACAAUAGAAUCUUUUUCAAAUGGAACCAUAUUUUCUCUGGCAUUCCAUAUUUCCAGAAAUACUGAAGGAGAAAUUGUAGAUGGAGGAAAAUCUAUGUAUUCACCUUCUGUUACAUCUUUUGCUAGUGCUGACAUGGCAGUGAGAACUGGCUGUGUUAAUGUGUCCCAUUCUCAUAACCCUGGUAACAGGGAGCACACAAAGGCUACAUCUCAAGAAACAUGUGACAGUUGGCGAAAAAGGGGAAACGAGGCUUAUAAGAGUGGAGAUUUAUCAGAAGCUGAAGUAUGUUAUUCAAAGGGUAUUAGUUCAAUACAACAUACAGAGACACCUGGUGUUUGUAUACAACUUCUUAUUUUCUGUUAUAUCAAUCGUGCAACUAUACGCAUGGAAUUGACUGAAAUUCAUUCCAUUUCCUCUAGCCAACCAAACAUGAUAAUGGAAUAUAAUGAUCUAUUCCAUUAUUGUUAUGGAUUUUAUUUGUUUAUGUAUGCUCUUACAAGAUUUGUUUGCAGGCCUAUGCAUGAGAUCACAUUUUCAACAAUAGACAUACCAAAGCUCCUAAGUCAGUACUUGCAGGAAAUUAGAAGUGAGGAGCUACAUAAUGAUGUUUCAUAG